CAACCUUACUACCUGCCUGUCAUAUCCUUCACAGUCAACAACAUCGCUAUGGGCUGCCUGAAAGACACGGCUACCAACUUGAAGAACAACCAAGGAUUCGCCAUGAACAUCAUCAGCGAGGCAUUCGUCAAGAAUGCAAAUGCGACUGUCGUAGAUGCUCCUCCCGAGUUUGACGAGUGGGCUCUCAGCAGUCUGACAAAGGGGAAAUGCGUACGUGUUACCUAACAGGUGCCUGUCAAGAGUGACGAGUCAUUGCAAAGUGGGUGGUCUAGAAUCUAUACAGUCUGAAUGACGUUGUCUCGUACAAUAUGUACAGUAUAUUACUAGGACUCACUGCUGCCGCACCCACUACCGCAUCCAGCAACACGACCAAUACGUCCUCUAAAUUCAGCCUCUCAAAAGCAUGUCUGAGAGGCGCAUAG
Messenger RNA from Suillus fuscotomentosus, 422 nucleotides. RefSeq lists its product as uncharacterized. The transcript has a single exon. The record is from RefSeq and is a predicted model, not a curated record. NCBI's taxonomy places the organism in Eukaryota, Fungi, Basidiomycota, Agaricomycetes, Boletales, Suillaceae. Bases 49 to 225 code for a protein of 58 amino acids.